Molecule: messenger RNA, 3355 nt
Organism: Ostrea edulis (European flat oyster)
Lineage: Eukaryota; Metazoa; Mollusca; Bivalvia; Ostreida; Ostreidae
Product: kelch-like protein 3
Exons: 10
Coding region: 48-1823 (591 amino acids)
Molecular function (GO): protein binding
Source: RefSeq, a predicted model, not a curated record
AGACACCAACUACCAAUUUCCGAUGAAAUGUUUUCCAAAAACAAACAAUGAGCCAUCGUUUUGAUGGAUUCAAAGUAAGAGAGAAUGAUGAAGGGGUAAGCAUAACAUGCGAAAAAUAUGGAAACAAGUUUCAACGAGAGUUCCAGCGUAUGUGGAAAGAAAAGAUCCUGUGUGAUGCCACUAUCAUGACCAAGUCAGGGGAAGAUAUCCCCACACAUCGGACAGUCCUGUCGAUGCACAGUGACUAUUUCAUGGCCAUGUUUACUUCUGGUCUCCAGGAAGCACAAGUCUCCAAUCCCAAGAUAAACUUGACAGAAUACCCAGUGGACAUCGUGAAAGCUGUACUUAAGUUUAUGUACACAGGCAGUUUGACAGGCUUGAACCGGGAAACAGUGCAGGACUAUAUAAUGUUGAUGGACCAGCUACAAAUGCUGUAUCUAAAGAACGCUUGCUGUUCUUACAUGGAGGAUAACAUUGACACCAACAACUGUUUAGAUGUAUGGAUAUUUGCUCAAAGAUUUUCCUGUGGAGAAAUGGAAAGAAAAGCUCUGUCUCACGUUAAACAUCAAUUUAGCUUCAUAUCAACUCAAGAAAAUUUCCAGCAUUUAGACUGCGACUCUUUGUUAUUUCUCUUAAGACUGGAUGAUCUUAAUAUAGGCAGUGAAAGAGUGAUUUUGGACUGCAUUCAGAGAUGGCUGGAAUACCAUAAAGGAGCAAGCGUGGAGACUAUCUGGAACAUACUUAAGUGUGUCCGACUCAAUCAGGUGACGGAGGAAGAGAUUUGUCAGUUUUCUGAGAACAUCUUCCAAGGAAAACCCAGCCAAAUGCAAGAUUUGCAGAACUACAUACAGCAUUACAAAACUAGUCGUAAAGAUCGACCACGAAAUCAGAGAAAGCACAUCUUUGUUAUUGGUGGUUAUUUCCAAUCACGGACAGGUCCUUGCUCACCACGUCUUCAAACGGUGGAGCAAUAUGACGUCAUAGAAGACACGUGGAAAUCCACCACCCAGUUUCCCGUACUGGCUUCCAGUUUGUACGCGGUGGAGAUGUUGGGAAAACUCAUUUGUUUUACUUCUUUCUCUACAUUUGUUAUAGGCGUUUUUGAAUUUGAUCUGAUUCAGCUUAAAUGGAAAGACUGUUCUUUGCUAUUUCCUGAAAAUGCUCUUAAGAGUAUCAUGGAGUGCUUUAAAGUUACAGGUGCUAUUACAUACUGUAGUGAGUCCAAUGUAUUGUUUGUAUUGUGUAACAAUAACACAAAUGCAUACAGUAUUGACUGUGAUAAUGGGGACCUGAGAGUGAGCGGAAUACAGAAUUGGAAAUAUCCCAUGAAUCCCUCUUUAGCCUCGUUUGCAGCAGUUGCUCUGAACAAAGAUUUGUAUGUUCUUGGCGGUGAGGAAAGACUCUCCGUAAGGGACGUCACUCAGGUCAAUGACGUUAUGAGGUGUAAUAUUCAGCACAAAAAAUGGGAUGAAGUAACACCCAUGCUAGAAGCCAGGGCCAGUUUUGACGCAGUGAACUUUGAUGGCAGGAUUUACGUGAUUGGUGGGUUUAACACGAGGAGACUUCGGACCGCUGAAAUGUACUCACCAUUAACAGAACAGUGGACUACAGUUUGUAGCAUGAACAAGGAAAGGAGCCAUCUUAAAGCUGCCGUGCUGUCCAACAAACUCUAUGUGAUUGGAGGUAAAUCGUACUCUAGAUUUGAAGGUGGAGCCCGGAAGGUGUUGAGCACAAUGGAGGUUUAUGAUUCGUACACAGAUACCUGGAGUUUUGUACAACCCAUGCAACAGAGCAGGUGUAUGUUUGGAGCGGUUGUUCACUAGGAAUAAGACCCAAAGCAAUGUUGGACCAAAUAUAGCAUUGCAUGCUUCCAGCUGAGUGUGUGUAUGUGUGGAGCCAUCGUUUAUUGGAAAGAAAGAAAACCCAAAAUAAUCCCCAAUACAUUUGAUAUAUAUAUCUAGAUAGGCUACCAACAAUAGGGGUCAUCCAACAUUGAAAGAAUAAUCAUAUACAGAAAAUUUAAUGCAAUAUUGUGGAUAUGAUAACGACAAAAAUUGUCUCUAUUUUAUGGGUCGUCACACAUUGACAGAUUAUAAACUGUGACUUGUAUAUUAAUGACAUAGCUAUUGGUGCAGCACAUCUGGUGCCUCUUUAGUACCACAAAAAAAACCGGAUAGAAUUCGUAUAUCAGGGGUUUGUAGGGUUGGGGAUUUUCUUUUUCUAAAAUUUAGCUUGAAAUAUGGUGAUUUUUUGUUACUGAGUUUCAUUUUAUGGAAUUAUAUCUUGGUAAUUCUAUAGCUAAAGAAAAUCCCCCACAUCCAACUCUCUAAAAUUACUCGAUUUCAGGUACGUAUAAUAGGGUUAUUUUUGCCUCAUGUUUUUGUCCUUCUACCCUUCAAACGGUUUCAUCCCGUUUUAAGUUCGCCCAGACACAGUUGUGUUAAAGAGGGAUAUAAGAGAGAACAGUUUUGUCCAGUCUUAAAAAUUCUCCCUCUGAAAAUGAGGGCGAAAGGAGCUAAAAUAAAACGAGGGCGAAAAUUUCCCUGUUAACAGUAGUUAUGUUCACAACAGAAUAAAUGUGUCUUGUGUGCUGUCAAACACUGGCAUAUUAAUCACGAUGUCCUACAAUAUAAUUAUAUAGAUAUGCUGCCAACAUAGCAUAUGUCUCGUUUUGGCUGUUUGUCACUGACAUAAUAUAGAUUACAGUGAUUUGUAAUGAUGUAGGUAUGUUGAUUAUAUAGGAGGUGUCUUGUAUGGGGCGAAAAAUACUCGCGAUGAUUUGUAAUGCUUGUAUGUUAAUGUAUCUAUGCUGAUGGUAGAGCUGGUCUUUCUUAUUGGCUGUCAAACACUGAAUAUUUACCGUGUAAUGUAUUAUUGUAUCUGUACUGCCAAGAAUCACUGACAAAAUACCGACAGUGACUCGUGAUAAUUUGCCAAAAUACCGACAGUGACUCGUGACAAAAUACCGACAGUGACUCGUGACAAAAUACUUGUGACAAAAUACCGACAGAGACUCGUGACAAAAUACCGGCAGUGACUCGUGACAAAAUACUCGUGACAAAAUACCGACAGUGACUCGUGACAAAAUACCGACAGUGACUCGUGAUAAUUUGGUUAUGGUGAUAUUGGAGCAGUUGUCUGUUGUGGUCCAAUCGAUCAUUGAGACUAUAUUCAAAGUGGUACACGCAAUAAUGAAGCCAUGCGGACAGGUAGCGCGUGUCCGUUAUGGACCGUUGAUCGUAACCACGGUUUUCCCUAUGUUAAUUAUUUAUCAGAGCAGGUGUGUGGCUGAAACUGUUGCCAGUCACCAGAAAUUGUGAUGUGACGUUUGAAAUAAAAGAACACUUUCUUUGGA